Messenger RNA from Pseudoliparis swirei, 1619 nucleotides. It is a transcript of the gene tmem231, whose product is annotated as transmembrane protein 231. Gene Ontology annotation, cellular component: ciliary membrane; ciliary transition zone. The coding region runs from base 367 to 1443 and encodes 358 amino acids. NCBI's taxonomy places the organism in Eukaryota, Metazoa, Chordata, Actinopteri, Perciformes, Liparidae. The record is from RefSeq and is a predicted model, not a curated record. The transcript has 6 exons. Gene Ontology annotation, biological process: cilium assembly; regulation of protein localization.
CGGGACAUUGCCACUAGAUAACUGCGCGUGAGCACUCCCAAAGAUGGAAUAACAGCAGUGUUACCGUUUCUUCCCACUGUCUCUAAAUGACUUGAACGCAGCACACCAUGGUAACCGCGCGACGCUCCGCUAAGCUGGAACAUGGCGCGCUGCUUGCUGCUCGACUAGCCAGCCGGCUGACGUCCAUAGCUGCUUUAUAAGCUACGUCUCGCGCUCUUUUACUUCCCCGACAGCUACUCGGUGUCUGUGUGUUGUCUGUUAACCCCGCCAGUGCUCCGGGCGCACCCGCUCAGUUAGACUAACGCACCCCUAGCCUGCCCGUUAGCUAGCCGGCUAGCUGACACCUGAAGCUGCUGCUCCGGCUCCAUGGCGUUCUACGACGUGUACUCGCACCCGGCGCUGGUCCGCUACAAGACGAGUGUCUGCACGAAGGCCACGCUGUUCGCCUGCGUCGUGCUGAGCCUCACCUACGUCUCCCCGCUGCUCGUCGCCUACCGGAGCCACGGGUUCUGGGUCCAAAGGAGCAGCUACGAGGAGCAGCCGGUCGUGAGGUUCCAGUACCAGAUUCUGCUGGUGGCGGCCACCAGUACCCGGGGGGACCACGUCGCCUGGAGCACCUUCCCCCACCUCAACAACAUGCUGGGGGCCAACCUCCGGAUCCCGUCUGUCUCCGUGAGGGAAGAGGACCAGAACCAGGAUGGGAAGGCGGACCUGCUGUUCUUCCAGCUGCAGCUGCCCCUGAAGGCAGAGGAGCAGGUGUACAGCGUCCAGCUGCUGCUCACCUUCAGCUACAAGCUGUUCCGGAUGUCCACGGUGGUGAUGCAGAGCCUGGCCUACGUGCAGCACUCCUCUCCCGUCCCCGGAGCCACGCUGUGGGUCAGCGGGGACCUGAGGCUGCAGCAGAGGGGGCCCCUGCCCCACCGGGGGCUGCACGACAUCUACAACGGGCGACUCCUCUGGUUGUAUAGAAGUCCAUGCUUCAUCGUAAUGACGGUAAACAGAGCUCGUUCGCCGAGCUUCGUUAAAGACUGCUCGGCCGAUACCAUAUUUGACUUUUUAGUUAAAUCCUGUGAUUUGUUGACGUCUGGAUGUCAGGAGCCUCCAGGAGCCUCUCAGGAGCCUCCAGGUGUUUGCUCCCUCCAGGUGUCGGUGAUCGACGGCUCCAGCCCGUUUGCCAGCGCGUACGACCUUGGCAACAUCAUCCGGAGCUACCAGGAAAGAAACUUGACCACGGUGCUGUCCUGCCCCAUGCCGGUCUGGACCGUGGGCCGCGCUGCUGGUUCUCCCUUCCAGCUCAACGCUGAGAUCCGCUACCCGCUGGAGGUCAUCAGAUAUCCUUUCAGAAAUGCAGACGGUGUUCUUAUUCUUUUACAUUCUUGUGUAUUGUUGAUGACUCACUAUACUGUAGUAUUGUGUGCAUUGAUGUUCUGUUUUUGUCAAUAACCACAACCUUUUUUGAUGAAGACACAUUUUAAUUAUCAUCAGUUCAUGCACCUCAUAGUUGUUACCUUCGCAUUGAAAAUGUGGAAGGUAAUGUUUUGAUCGCCGUGUAUUUAUUUAUUUAUUUGUAUGCGUGUUACUCGCAUAACUCAAAAAGUAUUAAACCGAAUCGCAUGAAA